Messenger RNA from Copidosoma floridanum, 795 nucleotides. RefSeq names its product protein Asterix. The record is from RefSeq and is a predicted model, not a curated record. Gene Ontology annotation, biological process: protein insertion into ER membrane. NCBI's taxonomy places the organism in Eukaryota, Metazoa, Arthropoda, Insecta, Hymenoptera, Encyrtidae. Gene Ontology annotation, cellular component: endoplasmic reticulum membrane. Gene Ontology annotation, molecular function: protein folding chaperone.
GUAUUAUAUAAUAUAUGUGAAUUCCCAGGCUUUACAACAACGUUUUUAAUGUGCUGCGUCACCUCUUUUAAUUCGGAGGUUGAGUUUUGGAGUCAUUACGUUGAUUAAAAUGUUACAAGUUUUACAUUUAUGAGCAAGAAAACUCCAAGUUCCAAAAGCUUGUAUUCGAUUUGCACCGUCAAUUAAACGUAUUAUAAAAAAUGAACAGUUCAUCAGACCCACGUAGAUCUGAUAAGGAGAUCAGGUACAGACCAUCAGCAGUCAGCAGUCAAGCUCAACCAGGGGAUGAUCUAACACCUGACUACAUGAAUAUCUUGGGUAUGAUUUUCAGCAUGUGUGGUUUAAUGAUGAGGCUAAAGUGGUGUGCCUGGGUGGCUCUUUACUGCUCUUGUAUAAGUUUUGCUAAUUCGCGAAUCAGCGACGAUACCAAACAGAUACUUAGCAGCUUUAUGCUGUCUAUAUCAGCUGUAGUCAUGUCCUAUCUGCAAAAUCCACAGCCAAUGACUCCACCGUGGGCAACUGCUGCUACUCUAUAGUGAAGUGUUACGGUAAAUUGAAAAAAAAAAAAGUUUUACAGACUUACGGCAGAGUGAUAACGUCAAUCAUCCGAUCUACUAAAGAUUGAUAUGGAAUUUUUUUAUUUUUUGGACAGAUAGAGGAAUGAAAAUAAUCAUUUAUGUAACUUUAUACCAGUGAACAAAGUUAUAAAGUAUUAAAGCAACACAAAAUAAAAAUUUUCAUGGAUCGUUUGAAGGUUAUAAAUAACUAAUACCAUACAUCGAAAUUAACUCUCAA